Messenger RNA from Dibothriocephalus latus, 753 nucleotides. Lineage: Eukaryota; Metazoa; Platyhelminthes; Cestoda; Diphyllobothriidea; Diphyllobothriidae. The record is from the annotation of a GenBank genome assembly.
AUGGCCGAGUUCUCGAAGCGUGUUGCCGAGUAUCCUGUGGUUAAUGAUUCGUUGAAAGUGGCAUCAAAUGCGUACACAUGGGUUUCUAGUGGCGAGCACUUUAAAAGCAUAUUCCAACUUAGUGAGCAAGCUGCAAAUGUUCUUAAAGAAAAAGCAAAAUCACUGGCCAGCACAGGCGCUGUAAGUCAGUUGGACGAUAUUGCCUGUCGUCAAAUUCUGGAUCGCAUCGAAUCAGUUGUCCCACAUGUAAAGAAGCCGACCGAGGAUCUCCUGGGACCGAUUGCAGAUCGCGCCCUAACUGCCGCUGAAAGCUACCUUGAAUACUUCAUACCUUCAGUCAAAGACACAAAGCCGGAUGAUUCUCAGCCGCUUUCUCGCUACGACCGCCUAAUGCGCUUACAGUCUGCCUUGGCUGGUUCUGAGAAGGUGCAGGCCGCGCAGGCAACCAUCGCCUCUGUCUAUCAGAAGAUGCAGGAUAGCCUGAACACCAUCUCCCCGUCGCAUCUGGCCAAAACUACGGACAGUGUGAGUCAAUAUGCUGUGGAGCAGAUGCGCGCAAUUCUCGACGGCCUGCACAGUACCCUGACCAGUCUGAAUGAGCGCCGUGAAUCGUGGAUGCACAGCCUGAUUUCAGAGCAGCCAGCAGCUGCCAAGGAGGCAGUGGAAAUGCAGGAACUGCAUCCUGCGACUGAGGUGGGUCCACUUUCUGCCACUCCUAAUCACCUUGCCUCCCUCCACUGCCAUAGAACAUGA